Molecule: messenger RNA, 947 nt
Organism: Tilletiaria anomala UBC 951
Lineage: Eukaryota; Fungi; Basidiomycota; Exobasidiomycetes; Georgefischeriales; Tilletiariaceae
Exons: 2
Coding region: 132-701 (189 amino acids)
Source: RefSeq, a predicted model, not a curated record
GGUUGUUCUCUUUCAACAGGAUGCCAGACUUAAGGGCGGAGCCUUCCUUGAUGUGGCCACCGCCGUGCUUGAGCUUGUGGAUGAGGUCCGCCAUGUUUGCUGUAGGGCGAGCACACCAUCCGAGUCAGAAAAUGACCAUGCAGUGCUUCAGCUGCACAGUGGCAAAAGCCACAACAGAGACAGGGCAACCAUGUCGCAUCCAAUUGUCUCCGACGAGAGCCAUGCGCAGCGAAGCAUCGGAUCCAGGCUCCGGCUCCACAUACACGAACUCCCAUCCGCUUACACUUCGAUCGAGCAUGGCGGGUAAGCCUCACCUUGUGAUGUUGUUACUGAUGCUUGGAAUUUGGUGUGAGGGUAGAAGAGGCGAUGAAAGAGUAUGUACAUGGGACCCGCUCAAUAUAUAUACAUGUGGGUAUGGACGUCCUCUACGCGCUCCGAUUCAAUGCAAGAAGACGUCAAGCACGCCCUUCUUUUUCUUGCUUCGGCCGGCGCAUCGAGAGCCUAAAAGAGGAGCGUGGGUCCGUAGGUACUCCGUUCUUGAUAAUCCAAACCAGCAUUCGACUUCCGGGAAAGCAGCACUGCAUCACAUUGCCCUCUGGCGCUGCAGCUGGUACAGCACUCCAUCGUCGGCGAACAAAGCUGAGCAGAGGCCUGUCGUCAUGAUCAAGAUUCAAUUCCAGAACCCAGAAUCCAGGUUUUAGUGGCUUGCCUCUCGCCAGCAUCCGAGAAUCAGAUGCUCCCUUCCAAUUUUGGAGGUGGCCUGUGCGCGCCCCACAAACGAAACGGAGAAACGAUGCACACUACUCGAGUCUGCUUCGCCUCGAUCACUCGCACAGGCCGAUGUUGUUUCGACGGCGGAGCGCUGCCACGAACUCGGACUGCCGCCUUUGACUGCUGCAAGCCUGGGAGAGCUAUGUGCAGCCAAAGCUCAAAACCAACUGCCAGCC